CAGAAUCUUGAUUAGAAAAUGGCAGAAGUAGCUCCAGCCGCCUCGCCGGCCAAAGCAGCCAAGAAGAAGGUUUCCAAGCCGAAGAAGGCCGGCCCCAGCGUCAGCGAGCUCAUCGUUCAGACUGUGGCCGCUUCCAAGGAGCGGAGCGGCGUGUCUGCGGCCGCCCUCAAGAAGGCUCUGGCUGCCGGAGGCUACGAUGUGGACAAGAACAAGGCCCGUGUUAAGACCGCAAUCAAGAGCCUGGUGGCGAAGGGGACUCUGGUCCAGACCAAAGGGGCCGGAGCCUCCGGAUCCUUCAAGAUGAACAAGAAGGCUGUUGACACCAAGGCUAAGAAGCCGGUCAAGAAAGUCGCUCCUAAAGCCAAGAAGCCCGCAGCGACAGCUAAGAAGCCAGCAGCCGCGAAGAAGUCCCUGAAGAAGGCCAAGAAAGCCGCUGCAGUCAAGAAAGCAGCCAAGAGCUCCAAUAAGGCCACAAAGAGCCCCAAGAAAGUGAUCAAAAAGGCCCCAGCAGCAAAGAAAGCCCCCGCUAAGAAGGUUGGCAAGCCCAAAGUGAAGAAGGCAGCACCCAAGAAGAAGUGA
Messenger RNA from Perca fluviatilis (European perch), 579 nucleotides. RefSeq names its product histone H1-like. NCBI's taxonomy places the organism in Eukaryota, Metazoa, Chordata, Actinopteri, Perciformes, Percidae. The transcript has 2 exons. Gene Ontology annotation, cellular component: nucleus; nucleosome. Gene Ontology annotation, molecular function: structural constituent of chromatin; double-stranded DNA binding; nucleosomal DNA binding. The coding region runs from base 19 to 579 and encodes 186 amino acids. Gene Ontology annotation, biological process: chromosome condensation; negative regulation of DNA recombination; nucleosome assembly. The record is from RefSeq and is a predicted model, not a curated record.